UCUCCAUCCGACGUUCGUCAGCCCUCCGAACUUGGCCUCACAGUGCCUGCCACUGUCUUCUGCGCUCCCGCGCUGCGUUCCGCCCAGGCCUUGCCCAGCUGGAAUGCAGAGAUCGCCGCCCGGCUACGGCGCACAGGACGACCCGCCCUCCCGCCGCGACUGUGCAUGGGCCCCCGGACUCGGGGCCGCUGCUGAACCGCGCGGCCUCCCUGUCACCAACGUCUCGCCCGCCGAGCCCUCCUCGCCGUCCAGCCUUCCGCGGAGCCCACCGCGCAGCCCCGAGUCAGGGCGCUAUGGCUUCUGCCGCGGAGAGCGCCAAACGGCCGACGAGCUGCGCAUCCGGAGGCCCAUGAACGCUUUCAUGGUGUGGGCGAAGGACGAGCGCAAGCGACUGGCACAACAAAACCCGGAUCUGCACAACGCAGUGCUGAGCAAGAUGCUGGGCAAAGCGUGGAAGGAGCUGAACACAGCGGAGAAGCGGCCCUUCGUGGAAGAGGCCGAACGGUUGCGUGUGCAGCACUUGCGCGACCAUCCCAACUACAAGUACCGGCCUCGCCGCAAGAAACAGGCACGCAAGGCCCGGAGGCUGGAGCCUGGCCUCUUGCUCCCGGGCCUCGUGCAGCCGACUGCUCCGCCCGAGCCCUUUCCUGCAGCUCCAGGCUCAGCGCGUUCCUUCCGCGAGCUGCCCACGCUGGGCGCAGAGUUCGAUGGCUUGGGGCUACCCACGCCCGAGCGCUCGCCUCUGGACGGCCUGGAGCCCGGCGAGGCCUCCUUUUUCCCACCGCCUUUGGCACCCGAGGACUGCGCUGUGAGGGCUUUCCGGGCACCCUAUGCCCCCGACCUAGCACGGGACCCGAGCUUCUGCUACGGGGCGCCCUUGGCUGAGGCGCUCAGGACUGUGCCGCCUGCUGCGCCGCUCGCCGGCCUCUACUAUGGCACCCUUGGCACGCCAGGCCCGUACCCCAGUCCUCUGUCACCACCACCUGAAGCCGCACCUCUUGAGGGAACAGAGCAACUGGAGCCUACCGCCGACCUUUGGGCUGAUGUAGACCUCACCGAAUUCGACCAGUAUCUCAACUGCAGCCGGACUCGACCGGAUGCCACUACUCUUCCCUACCACGUGGCGUUGGCCAAACUGGGUCCGCGUGCCAUGUCGUGUCCAGAGGAGAGUAGCCUCAUCUCUGCGCUGUCUGAUGCCAGCAGCGCAGUCUAUUAUAGUGCCUGUAUCUCAGGCUAGGCACUGCCCCUGCCUUCCAGCGCUUCAGCACGUGGCCAAACGGCAGUGCUCUGCCUGCUCCUUUCCUUUCGCAGAUGUAUGUUAGGCUAUGCAGCAGUCUAUAGAGCUGGUGGCCUAAGGGCACCACUUCUGUCAUUCGUAUGCCUCCUUCUGGGAGUUCCUGUGCAGUGUGCCUUCCCUAGGAAGCCCAGGCCCUGGAUGUGCUAGCUGCCUCUGUCAGGGUUAAGAUUUUGAAUCAUCUAAUUCUUUUCUGUCAUGUAUUUUCUAGAAUGAGACUGUAUUUUUUACUUUGCCUUUAUAUAUAUAUAUAUAUAUUCAUAUAUAAUACACUAUAUUUAAUUUUUAAUUAAACUUUUUUCUUUCAAAGGGUUUCCGUGAGCUAGCAUCCGUGCAUCAGGAACAACAGUGUUUCCCAUAAAUAUUGACCACAGAGAUUAUUUGGCUUCCAGGUGAGCCACACAGCUGCCCUCUAUCCUUCUGUGCUCUCAGAUAUCAUCAGCCCCCGGCUUGCAUCCCAUUUUUCUUCUAUAAGCCUGAGCACUGCCGAGGACAGCAUUCUUCACUUGGGCAGAACUGCAGGGUUAUACAGAUACGUUACCAGAUCUCAGAAAGAUUCUUAUUUCCUAAGAGGGGCAACACCAUGCUACUCUGGCUCUGCUCCCCCAGGGAGCAGCUGACUCAGACACACAGGUUUAGUGCUCAAACCUUAGACCUUAAGCCUCCUAGCUUGAGUUUCAUCACAUUAGCCGUGCUUGGUCUCCUUUCGGGAGGCUUGGGGGGCGGGGGCCUCUUUCUAGACCAUCUCCUUUUGAAAGUCCUUUACUGGACAAGCAUAUGCAUCCAGAAAGGGAUGGAACAGUAACCCUGGAGGUGGCCCUGCACACACACAUAAAUAUUUCAUUUCUAGUAAGUCUUCUUAGUCAGGAGCUCCCACCACUCUCGGAGGAGAGACCUGUCCUAUCCGCAUUCCCAUGAGCCCUGCAAUGUCAGCUGGUUCCAAGAUUCACCCACAUGAAGUGUGAAGGGCCUAGCAUGACUAUGAAGCUGUAACCAGCCAUAUGGCUUUCCACGAGGAUGGCCAUUUGUAACUUAGCAGCAACAAGCCUGGGGUCUAGAAGUUCGUCUGGGUCCAUGCAUAGGGAUCCAGCUUCUCAGCACGUUUAGGAUGGGUACACAAGGUGUAUUCUGCCUCUGAAGCAAAGUAGUAUCACCUCUACAUUGACAAGUAUGAAUUACAUACCUCAAAUAAUGGUGUGAGGGGAGCUGCACUUGGGGUUUUAUCCUCUAUAGACAGCAUGCAGUGACAGAGGACAAAGACACAUAAAAGGGACAAAAUUAGACAAGUUCCAUGCAGAGAAAUACAAUGGGCCUGACCAGUCCUGCUGCCUGAAUCCAGGAGAGCAGUCCCCAAGUGUUAAUCUGCUUGGAGUGGGGCAUUUUCCCAUCAACCUAUGGACACACCAAGAAGUACAGGACAGCCCAGAGCAGGCAGACCAAAGCAAUGUUCCUAGGUCCAAGGCAUUUCCCCAGUUCUAGGUUCUAUACUUUUAUUCCUGCAGAGGAUCCUCUUUCCUUGGUUAGGAGGGUGGAGGUCCAAAGGGUGCUGGUGUGGUCCCACUGUCUCCGUGGAGAGAAGAUAGCGCAGGGUGCUCCCUAAAAGCCUUUUUCCCAUCUGUCAUGGAACAAGGCUACCAAGGGUCCAGGUUCAAACUUACAAGUUCCAAAGGACAGAAAAUAACCCUUAGCAAGCUCAGAAAAGGAAAUGAGGAUGAGACCACCAAAGACAGCCGUGGAUCAGUGCUGGGCUGUGUAUGGGGGUGAGGUUCCUGUCAUCCUACCUGAGAAAACCUUUCUCACCCCCCAAGGUUGAAUCCCCACCCUUCCAGGUAGACCCACAGACUAAGCCAUACUCCUAACUCCUCAUCCUAUCGGCCUCUUGCCCAAAAGGUCUAAGCUUCCAUCACCCGCCCUUUUCAGCUCUUGAACAGUCUGUUCCUGGAGUAGCCUGGGCAACAUGUGAAGUAAUCCCAAGCAGAGAAAUGGGUCUGAGAACAGGUAAAGGUUUCCCCAGCAUAUACAAUCUUCACUUCGCAUAUUCUUGAGGAAACCAACAGUCAGUCACACAUCACAGAAAGAUUCCUGCCCCAACCAGGCCAAGAUGGGGCAGGCAGACAGGUGGGCAUGCCUACUUAGGGUUCAUACCUCCCCUGCUCCCAACAAAAUGCACUCUAGAGCCGGGCAGUGGUGGCGCACGCCUUUAAUCCCAGCACUCGGGAGGCAGAGGCAGGCGGA
Molecule: messenger RNA, 3529 nt
Organism: Microtus ochrogaster (prairie vole)
Lineage: Eukaryota; Metazoa; Chordata; Mammalia; Rodentia; Cricetidae
Gene: Sox18
Product: SRY-box transcription factor 18
Biological process (GO): vasculogenesis; lymphangiogenesis; positive regulation of transcription by RNA polymerase II
Cellular component (GO): nucleus
Molecular function (GO): RNA polymerase II cis-regulatory region sequence-specific DNA binding; DNA-binding transcription activator activity, RNA polymerase II-specific
Source: RefSeq, a predicted model, not a curated record